UUGCAGGUUAUGUGAAGACAAAAUGGUGGCAGCAACUAAUCAGCAAGACAAUGUUCAGCUAGCAUCCGUUUCUAAUGCUGUCGUUGCUGAAGCAAACAAGGAUUCUUUGUCGAUUGAGGAUGCAGCACGCUUGAGCCAGAAACAGAAGACUGUGGAGUUAUACGAGGAGACAGGUUAUAAAGGGAAGAAGCGAAGGAUUACUUGGACAAAUAAAAUGCAUCAGAAAUUCUUGGAUGCAAUUGAAAGACUGGGAUAUGACAAGGCGGUUCCUAAGAGAAUAGUUGAAGUUAUGGGCGUCCCCGGGCUUACCAGGGAGAACGUUGCUAGCCAUUUACAGAAAUACCGGUGGAGCAUGAGACGAACAAAGGAAACUGUCUUCGGCUCACAUUUGACAGGUGAAGAUCUUGUCUUUGGCUCUGCAAUGGGGACUGAGUUCUACACAAGAAUGAGAAGUGAUGUGAGAAACAUGAUGCAAUGGAGACACAAAUAUUGUUCGUCUUCUAAGAACUCCAACACCAACAAAUUUGUGGGAUACAGAUUCAAAGGUAACCAAAUUGACUAUGGUCCCAUCAACAAGAUCAACACAUUUGCAGAGUUCUCUACUACAGAGAGAUUACAAGAUCAAUCCAUGAACUACGUUCAACACCACCCAUUGUUGGAUCAGAACACUAGCUGCAUUAUGCAACAAUCUUCUCUGUUAGGGAGUUCUGCAUCAAGAAAUCAUUGCCAAGAACCAGACUUGCUCUCCUCGUAUGCCUUGGAAAUCGAGAGUCUGCUCCAAGGCCCUCCAACUCAACAACCACAGCAGAUCUCAGGAGACUCUUUGCUAGACCAGCUGGAAUCUUGGGGUUCCUCAGCAAAUGCAGUUCAUUUCCACGAUCCGACAACAGCCUCUCCAGUGCUUCAUCCUCCCAUUCAAGAUUUCUUUGAUGAUAGCUUUCAGCAGCAUUGUUCUCCUGUCACAACACCACCAUUGGCUGAGAUGUUCCGAAAUUUAGAUAUUUUUGACCGAAACACAUACGAUCAGAUUGAUAUACAAGAAUUUGAUGACACCUAUUUCAGUCAAGAUGAUUAUACAUAUAGCAACGUUACUAAUUAGGAACUUUGUUUAUCAAUACUUUGAUAUUUUUUACUUCUCUUGUUAUACCAGCAACAUA
Messenger RNA from Salvia hispanica, 1157 nucleotides. The record is from RefSeq and is a predicted model, not a curated record. Lineage: Eukaryota; Viridiplantae; Streptophyta; Magnoliopsida; Lamiales; Lamiaceae.